CUCGGACAGCUGUAGAUUAAUAAAUGCGCCAUCUUAAAUUAUUGACGUGAUCUUCACUCUUAUCACGUGACCUUCGGAGUCAUGAGGAGGCUGCGGAAUAAAGUCAGUUAUAAAACAAACGGUUUUAUUAAAAGGCAUCUCGCCAUGCUCUCUUCAUCUUCUUUCAUCAUCCUAGUGCUGUUCUUCUUUUCGGCCUCCAGCGCCUCACCUACGCUCUCCAGGAGAUAUCCCAGACAAGCAGCCCCUUAUGAACCCGACGACGGGCCUCUCAUAUUCGUAGAUUCCGGAGAACGCUUUACAGAGUGGCCUGAGGAAAGACAUCCAAGUGUUACUCCAAUCCCCCAAAACCAAAUAAACAGGAACUUACUUGAUAUCUCCUUUCAUCAGUGUCCUUCAGGAUACAGGAUGACCCCUAGUGGUGAUUGCCGAAGAAAUUGGGGUUAAUUUCUGGAUGUGAAUAUUUAAGACAAUUGUUAUUUAUUUGUUGGAUUUUUUACGUUUAUUAGAUUUUAAGAUGCCUCUAUGUUAAAUUAUGUGUAAAAUAUUAAAAGUAUUCACAUAACUAUAUUA
Molecule: messenger RNA, 570 nt
Organism: Homalodisca vitripennis (glassy-winged sharpshooter)
Lineage: Eukaryota; Metazoa; Arthropoda; Insecta; Hemiptera; Cicadellidae
Exons: 2
Coding region: 82-444 (120 amino acids)
Source: RefSeq, a predicted model, not a curated record